UCCUUUCUUUCUCAGAUUCAAAAGUUCAAACCCCCUUCCCCCUUUUCCCUUAGACCCAAGAAUCCGGGUCUCCAGCCGCCUCAUCUGCCAGGAUCAAGGAGGCUUCGUCCUCAUCCCUCUUCUCCCUCUGAGGACUCAUGAGUCUGAACCUCCAGACCUCACGUCCCCUAACGCACCUAGGAGUUCGGCCCUUCAGCCCCUUCCUCCCUUGGGGACUUCCGAGUCCUUGCCCCUCCUCAUUCACGGACCAGGAAUUGGGGCCCCAAGCAUUCACUUCCCGCUGAACCCUGGAGUUUAUCCCUCAGCCCCUUUACAGGUGCCCCCAUGGCAGGCUCGGAAGAGCUGGGGCUCCGGGAGGACACGCUGAAGGUCUUAGCUGCCUUCCUUAGGCGGGGUGAGGCUGCCGGGUCCCCCGUUACUGUCCCACCCAGCCCUGCCCAGGAGGAGCCGACAGACUUGCUGAGCCGCGUUCGAAGAUGUUUUCCUUGCUCCUUGGGUCGAGGCCCUGAGUCCCCUCGGCCUUGCUCCCUGCCCAUUCGCCCCUGCUAUGGUUCACAGCCUGAUCCAGCUACUCCAGACUUCUAUGCCCUGGUGGCCCAGCGGCUGGAACAGCUGGUCCAAGAGCAACUGAAAUCCCCACCUAGUCCAGAGUUACAGGGUCCCCCACGCACAGAAAAGGAAGCCCUGCUGCGGAGGCUGGUGGCCUUGUUGGAGGAGGAGGCAGAAGUCAUCAACCAGAAGCUGGCAUCCGACCCUGCCCUGCAUCGCACGCUGGCCCGCCUCUCCUCUGGCUCCUUCGCCCGACUAGUGGAGCUGUUCUCCAGCCGGGAGGGCAGCCCUCGCCCCAGCUGUGCACGCCCCAACUUGCCGUGCCCUGGGCCCCCACCACCUUCCCCAGAGCCCCUGGCCCGCCUGGCCCUGGCCAUGGAGCUGAGUCGGCGAGUUGCCGGGCUGGGGGGCACCCUGGCUAGACUCAGCAUAGAGCACGUGCACAGCUUCACGCCCUGGAUCCAGGCCCAUGGGGGCUGGGAGGGCAUCCUGGCCGGCUCACCUGUGGACUUGAACUUACCCCUGGACUGAGAGCUUCUUCAGCAGCUGCUACAAGAUUGGACCUCAGGUGCCUGGACUGUGUGUGCUUCUCAAGCCUUCCUGUUCUA
Messenger RNA from Molossus molossus (Pallas's mastiff bat), 1157 nucleotides. It is a transcript of the gene BCL2L12, whose product is annotated as BCL2 like 12. Bases 325 to 1080 code for a protein of 251 amino acids. Gene Ontology annotation, biological process: regulation of apoptotic process. The record is from RefSeq and is a predicted model, not a curated record. Lineage: Eukaryota; Metazoa; Chordata; Mammalia; Chiroptera; Molossidae. The transcript has 6 exons.